AUGGCGAAGAUUUGUACAGAGCAGUCCUACCCAUCCCAACACAGGCUUUCGGUCCGAGCCUCUGAAGAUGAACUGGACCAGACUGAAAAUGGCACAAGCAGGGCACAUUCUCUAUGUGAGGACACCUCCUCUGACAUGCAGGGGAUCAUUUCUUCUGCAGCCAGCCAGUUUCAGGAAUCCAGGAGAAGCUCUUUCACAGGUGCUGGGGCUAUGGCAAGGCUCACCCAGUUUCUGGUAAUGCUGAGGAGCUGGGCAUCACACAGGCUUCACAGAGAGGUUGAGCGUCCCGACUCCUUCUUGGAGCGAUUCCGUGGACCUGACCUCAAAGACUUAGCUAGUCGAGGAAGUAAUGCCCGAUCCUCUAUAGGCCUUCCUGACAGGCCUCAUAAGAGGAAAAAAGCCAAUCACUGGCCGCUGGCAGCUUACAAUAUGAACAACUGCAACAACACAGAUGACAAAAAGGAGGACAAAAAGGAAGACAUAAAAAAAGAUGAAGACAAAAAGGAAGAGAAAAAAGAUGAAAAACAGGACGAGAAAAAAGAUGAGAAAAAGGAUGAGAAAAAAGACGAAAAGAAGGAUGAUAAGAAAGACGAUAAAAAGAAAGAUGCUCCUCCUCCGCCGAAAGAAGUGUGGAUCAUGGAUCCAGCCUCAGACAAGUAUUACAGAUGGCUUUCGGUCAUAGCAGCCCCAGUGUUUUACAACCUGAUGAUGCUGGUGACAAGGGCCUGUUUCAAUGAGCUGCAGAACUCUUACACAGUGCUUUGGAUCAUCAUGGACUAUACUUCAGAUGCAAUCUAUUAUGCAGACACGUUUGUCAGAUCAAGAACAGGCUUCUUGGAGCAGGGUCUCCUCGUCAAAGACGCAAAGAAGUUGAUGGAUCAUUACAGGCAAAUCCCCCAGUUUAAAUACGACAUGAUUUCAAUGAUCCCGACGGAUUUGUUAAUGCUGAAAGUGGGAUUCAACAAUCCUGAACUUCGCUUCAACCGCCUUUUCAAAAUGGCACGUCUCUUCGAGUUCUUCGACCGCACAGAGACCCGAACAAACUAUCCGAACAUUUUCCGUAUCAGUAACCUUGUACUGUACAUCCUGAUUAUUAUUCACUGGAACGCUUGCAUUUUCUUUGCUAUUUCCAAAACGAUUGGCUUUGGGACUGACACAUGGGUAUAUCCAAACAUCAGCCACCCUGAAUACGGCCGCUUGGCCAGAAAAUACAUCUACUGUCUGUACUGGUCCACUCUGACUCUCACCACCAUCGGAGAAACGCCGCCUCCUGUUAAAGACUUCGAAUACUUGUUUGUCGUUAUGGACUUCCUCAUCGGAGUGUUGAUUUUCGCUACCAUCGUCGGUAACGUCGGCGCCAUGAUCUCCAACAUGAACGCUUCCCGUGCUGAAUUUCAGGCUAAGAUCGACUCCAUCAAGCAGUACAUGCAGUUCCGGAAGGUCAGCAAAGAUCUGGAGGCCAGGGUCAUCAAAUGGUUUGACUACCUUUGGACGGAGAAGAAAACUUGCGAUGAGAAGGAAGUCUUGAAGAAUCUCCCAGACAAGCUCAAAGCUGAGAUAGCCAUCAACGUCCAUUUAGAUACCCUGAAGAAGGUGCGGAUCUUCCAGGAUUGUGAAGCUGGACUUCUCAUCGAGUUGGUGUUGAAGCUCCAGCCUCAGGUGUUCAGUCCUGGAGACUACAUAUGUAAAAAGGGUGACAUUGGGCGAGAAAUGUACAUCAUCAAAGAAGGAAAGCUUGCUGUAGUUGCCGAUGAUGGCGUCACGCAGUUUGUGGUGCUCAGUGACGGCGCUUACUUCGGAGAGAUCAGUAUCCUUGGAAUCAAAGGCAGUAAAGCCGGAAACAGAAGAACGGCCAACAUUCGUAGCGUCGGCUAUUCGGACCUCUUCGCACUGUCUAAAGAUGACCUGGUGGAAGCGCUUACUGAAUACCCAGAUGCCAAAAAAGCCCUGGAGGAGAAGGGAAAGGCCAUCUUAAGGAAAGACAACCUUCUUGAUGAGGCAGUUGCAGGUGCUGGUGCUGAUCCCAAAGAUCUGGAAGAGAAGAUUCACCGUCUAGAGCACAACCUCGAAGUCAUGACUGGUAAAUUUGCCAAGCUUAUGGCUGAAUACACAUCCCAUCAGAGCAAGAUGAAACAGCGGAUCACCAACAUGGAGAACAAAGUGAAAACACUACGGGUAGAAGAUCUGUCGGAAGUUGUCGAGGACAAAAAAGAAGAGGAGAAGACGACAAAAUAACAUAAAUAACAUAGACACUGGGCUUAAUGGGGUUUCCUACCCAUGUACAUAUACAAUACCUUUAAACUGUUUAUACUUAUCUAUUUAUACAUUUUACAUGACAUUGUACCUAUUGCCAUAUAUAUGUGUUAAAAUGUAAAGCUGAUGUUGUAUUUAUGCAAUAUGUGCAGUAAGAACAGCUCAGAUUACAGAAAGCAGGGCAUUCAAAAGCAUGGGGUCAGAAUUAUUUUUGAAACCGUAACAUCCAGAAAUAUUAUCUGUUUUAAAAUGUACUUCUUGUGAUGCAAAACUGAAUUUUCAGCAUCAUUACUCCAAUCUUCUGUGUCACAUGAUCCUUCAGAAAUCAUUCUAAUAUGCUGAUUUGGUGUGCAAGAAAGAUUUCUUAUUAUGAUCAGCAUAACCAAAAAAAGUCACUUAAUCACACUGUAUGAGGUCUACAUUUGUAGUUCAGAAGAGGAGGAAUAAUACUCCAAUUGUUCAUUUGGCACAAGUAUGAGAACAUCAUUCUAAAUUAAUAUUUAGUUCCUUUGAUGAUGUUCUGAUCCUGCUCAUUAAACAUUAUAUUAUUUAAAUAUGACUAAUAGUGUUGCUCAAAAAAACAACUUGAUAAAAUCAUUCCAUCCAGACACAAGCCAAAACAUUUUACUAUACUAUCCAAAAUUACCCCAAAUGUGUUCUUUAAUAAACAUUCUAACAAAUGUU
Molecule: messenger RNA, 2937 nt
Organism: Carassius gibelio (silver crucian carp)
Lineage: Eukaryota; Metazoa; Chordata; Actinopteri; Cypriniformes; Cyprinidae
Product: cyclic nucleotide-gated channel cone photoreceptor subunit alpha-like
Exons: 8
Coding region: 1-2235 (744 amino acids)
Biological process (GO): monoatomic cation transmembrane transport
Cellular component (GO): plasma membrane; intracellular cyclic nucleotide activated cation channel complex
Molecular function (GO): intracellularly cGMP-activated cation channel activity; intracellularly cAMP-activated cation channel activity; cGMP binding
Source: RefSeq, a predicted model, not a curated record